AUGGAAUAUACUAUUAAGGAUAUGAGUGAAUUCCUCUUAAAUAAAUAAUAUAAGCUACUCAAAAAACUGGGAGCUGGAGCAUUCGGUGAAAUCUACUCAGCCACAGCCAAUGGACAAGAUUAUGCAAUCAAAAUAGAGCGAUCCGACACCAAACAUCCCCAAUUGCUCUUUGAAUCCAAGCUCUAUCAAUACCUAAACAACUCCCCUAUUAUUGGCAUACCCAAAUAUUAUGGCUACUACCAACAAGACGCCUACAACUUCUUGGUCAUGGAACAGUUAGGCAAAAGCCUCGAAGACAUCUUCACAGACAAUAAUCGCCUCUUCUCCUUGCAAUCAGUCACUGUACUAGCACUCUAAAUGUUAGAAUGCAUUGAGUUCCUGCAUAGCAAAUAAUUCCUACACAGGGACAUCAAACCCGACAAUUUCUUAUUGGGCAAAUCACACAAAGACAGAGUCUACAUGGUCGAUUACGGAUUGGCUAAAAAGUACAUCAACAAAGACACGCAUAUUCCAUAUAAGGAUAACAAGGCUCUAACUGGAACUGCCAGAUAUGCAUCCAUAAAUACUCAUCUAGGCAUUGAGCAAUCUAGGAGAGACGAUCUAGAAUCUCUUGGAUACGUAAUAAUGUACUUCUUAAGAGGCACAUUACCUUGGUAAAAUUUAAGAGCAAAUACUUAAUAAGACAAAUAUGACAGAAUUAUGGAGAAGAAAUUAGCCACAUCAAGUGAAACCUUAUGUAAGAAUUAUCCCAAAUAAUUAUUGCAUUAUGUUGAAUAUACCAAGAAUCUCAAAUUUGAUGAAAAACCAGAUUACCACUAUCUUAAAAAUUUAUUCAUGUCAAUAAUGAAGGAAAAUGAAUUAAGAAUUGAAUACAUCUAUGAUUGGGAUGAUGAAGACACUCAUCGUGAAAAAAUUCUAUUGAAGAAUUAAUAAUCAUAAGAACAAGAUUAAUUACAAAAACAUUAAUUACUCCUAAUAUAAUAACAACAGGCAGUCAGUUAUGAAAACAAAGACUUCAUCCAUUCAUUCUAUCAAUAAGAUUUCGGUGCUCAAACCACAAUAAAAUGUUAAUACAUAAAAUAGUUAAAGUAAUAAUAAAAAAAACCCAAUUGA
Paramecium tetraurelia is the source of this 1113-nucleotide messenger RNA. RefSeq lists its product as uncharacterized. The transcript has 3 exons. Lineage: Eukaryota; Ciliophora; Oligohymenophorea; Peniculida; Parameciidae. Gene Ontology annotation, cellular component: cytoplasm; nucleus. Gene Ontology annotation, biological process: endocytosis; signal transduction; peptidyl-serine phosphorylation. Gene Ontology annotation, molecular function: protein serine/threonine kinase activity; ATP binding. The record is from RefSeq and is a predicted model, not a curated record.